Molecule: messenger RNA, 564 nt
Organism: Symbiodinium sp. CCMP2592
Lineage: Eukaryota; Dinophyceae; Suessiales; Symbiodiniaceae
Source: the annotation of a GenBank genome assembly
AUGCAGACCAUGCAACAUUGCGUGUUCGAUCCGACUUACAGAUGUUCCUGUGGAGAUGUCACAUGCUUGGAGGCAUUUCCAGCUCUAGCAGCGAUCGAAGAGUUUCCAGCACUGGAUGUGGAGCCACCCCAAUCCGAGAUGUUGCCGCACACGUCUGCCCACGACCGGCAGGUGUUGGUGCUUCACGGCAGACAGGAGCUGGUGCUGCUCUCGCCUGCUGCCGCAUCAAUCCUCGAGUUGCCGUCCGAGGGCUUUGGCUUCAAGCUGCAGGUGUCAAGUUUGCCAGCCUCAGCUCGACCUCUGCGAGCGGUGUUGCGGAAAGGUGAUUUUAUCUAUGUGCCAGCCGGCUGGUGGAUCUGGUCACAGGCUCUUGGUGCCGUGAUGACUCUGAGGCGUUCUUUCCAGAUUGAGCGAGAAGGUGGACGGCCGCUCGGUGUGCACGCUUCGCAGGCUCCUCUCCUUUGUGCCAGACCCAGAAGCCGAGGGAAGCUGCACAGCUGUUCUGUCACGUCCCGACGGUCACAGUGGGCACCAUGCAGACAUCGCUUCAGACCUGUCGACUGA